AGAAUCCAACAAAGUGGACCAAGAAUAAGAUCCUGUCGUGGCGCAGCACCGAGGACAAGGUUCUGGAGCCAGUGUGGGUCUGCCUGAGCACAGCUGCUGCUGACGCACCACCGCUGAAACCGGAGAGUCUCUCCAGACGAAACACAAAUGGAUUCCGAGUACGUGAAGAAACAUUUGGGCCAAUGUUUGGCUGAAGGACUGUCUGAAGUGGUCGAGCAGCGUCCCAUGGACCCCAUCCAGUUUUUAGCCCACUGGCUGUACAAAUACAACGCCAACGUUGAAUAUGAAGCCAAGAAACAAGCCCGGUUGGCACUUGUGGAGCAGGAGCGAGCCAGAGCUGCACAGGGGUCGCAGCCCCAGGAGGAGCCUGCUGCAAAAGAGCAGCCGGCAGAGGAACCACUCCCUGCAACAGUGGCCUCAGAACCUGGUGACACCGCAGGAGCCACUUCAGUGCCCGUCGAGAACCCUGAGAAGGAAGCCGACCGCCCUGAGCUGGCAGAGAGCCAGCAGGUCACGGACCAGCAGGUCACGGACCAGCAGGUUACGGACCAACAGGUGACGGACCAGCAGGACACGAACAAGCUAGACACGGAUCAACUGGAGACGGACAAGCUGGACACUGACCAGCUGGACACUGACCAGCAGGAUACGGACCAGCAGGAUACGGACCAGCAAGACACGGACCAGCAGGACACGGAAAAUGAGGUGAAGAUGACAGAAUCCUCUGUCUCUCUGCUGUCUGGGGACCAACUGAGCCCCGCCGACGUGAACAUAGUGAAGACCGAAGUGGAGAAACGCCAGCAGGAGGGACAGGGUGGAGUAGAAGAUGAGAAGGAGCCCGGCCCAGCUGAAAGUGCUGAGCCGGCUCGCAAUGAAGGCUCCGCCCCCAGCCACAUAGAGCUUGAGGAAGACCAAGGCCAGGAGCGACCAGACCAAACCAGUCAUGGCGCCCCCGUAAGCCAACACGCAGAGAAGAAGGGCCAGGAGGACCAGCGCGCCGUGUCCUCAGAGUCCGACUCAGCGCGGAUGCAGUCCCCUCAAGCCGGGUCCUUCCAGAUGGAAUCAACACAAGCAGAUUCUGUGCGAGCUGAGUCUAUGCAGCUGGAGUCCUCUCAACCUAAGUUUGCACUGGUGGAGACCACACAAGCGGAGUCUGGCCAGCGGGAGUCCAAGCUGGAUGGGUCUAAGUCCGCACAGUUCAAGUCUUUGCAGGUGGAGUCCAAGCCAGACGAUUCCUUCCAACUUGAGCCUGCACAGGUGGAGUCUGCACAGGCUGAGUUUAAUCACGCUGAGGCAGCCCUGGUCGAAUUCACACAGGUUGAGGCCUCUCAGCCUGAAUCUGUGCAGGUGGAGUCCAUGUUGGACAACUCCACAAUAGCCAAGUCUACACGGGCUGAGUUUAAUCAUGCUGAGACCUCUCAGCACAAGUCUGUAAAGGUGGACACCAUGCUGGAAGGGUCUGAGUCCACACAGCUCAAAUCCGAACAGGUGGAGUCCUCUCUUGCCGAGUCUGCCCAAGUUGAAUCCACACAGGUUGAGACCUCCCAACCUAAGUCUGCACAGGUGGAGUCCACAAACACUGAGUCCUCCCUAGCUGAGCCAGCCGAGCUUGAAUACACACAGGUUGAGGCCUCUCAGCACAAAUCUGCAAAGGUGGAGUCCAUGCUGGAUGGGUCUGAGUCCACAGAGCUCAAAGCUGAACAGGUGGAGCCCUCUCUAGCUGAGUCUGUAAAGGUGGAGUCCAUGCUGGAUGGGUCUGAGUCCAUACAGCUGAAAUCUGAACAAGUGGAGUUGUCUCUAGCUGAGUCUGCUCAAGUUGAAUCCACACAGUUUGAGACCUCCCAACCUAAGUCUGCACAGGUGGAGUCCACAAACACUAAGUCCUCCCUAGCUGAGCCAGCCCAGCUUGAAUACACACAGGUUGAGGCCUCUCAGCACAAAUCUGCAAAGGUGGAGUCUAUGCUGGAUGGAUCUGAGUCCACAAAGCUCAAAUCUGAACAGGUGGAGUCCUCUCUAGCUGAGUCUGUAAAGGUGGAGUCCAUGCUGGAUGGGUCUGAGUCCAUACAGCUGAAAUCUGAACAAGUGGAGUCGUCUCUAGCUGAGUCUGGUCAAGUUAAAUCCAUACAGGUCGAGACCUCCCAACCUAAGUCUGCACAGGUGGAGUCCCUAAACACUGAGUCCUCCCUAGCUGAGCCAGCCCAGCUUGAGUCCAUGCAAAAUGCCAGCUCCCAACCCAAGUGCGCACAGGUGGAGUCCAUAAAGGCCGAGUUAUCCCUAGCUGAGGCUUCCCAGAUCGGAUCCACACCGGUUGAGGCCUCUCAGCACAAAUCUGCAAAAGUGGAGUCCGUGCUAGAUGGGUCUGAGUCCAUUGAGCUCAAAUCUGAACAAGUGGAGUCCUCUCUAGCUGAGUCUGCCCAAGUUGAAUCCACACAGGUUGAGACCUCCCAACCUAAGUCUGCACAUGUGGAGUCCCCAAACACUGAGUCCUCCCUAACUGAGCCAGUCCAGCUCGAGUCCAUGCAGAAUGCCACCUCCCAACCAGAGUGCACACAGUUGGGGUCCAUAGAAUCAGAGUUAUCUCAAGCUGAGGGCUCCCAGAUUGAAUCCACACAGGUUGAGACUUCUCUGCCCAAGCUUGCGCAGGUGGAGUCCACUAAUGCCGAGUCUUCACAGACCGGGUCCACUCAAGCUCCUCAGAUCGAAUCUUCACAGCUUGAGUCUGCGCGAAUGGUGUCCACACCACACGAGUCUAAACAAACUGGGUCUGCGCAGUGGAAGUCCACAAUGGAUGGGUCUGUGUCCACACAGCCCAAGUCUGCACAGGUGGAGUCCUCUCUGACUGAGCUAGUCUACGUCGAAUCCUUCUUCAAACCCGAGUGCACCAAAUCUAAGUCUGUGCGAAUCGAGUCCAGACAAGCAGACUCUGUUCAGGCUGAAUCUCCGCAGGGGGAGCCUACACAGUCUAAGAUCAUGCAGGACGAGUCCUCUGCGUCUGGUCAAGCAGAUACCCUACAGGCCAUGUCCUCGCAGGCUGAGGGCACUAAGGUCCUUCCUGGUGAAAAGCUCCUAUCACAAACAGCAAAAACUGAAGAGACACCCAGUCCGAGCUCCCCUCUUCGUCUUCAAGACCAGGAAGAAGUUUCUGAUCUCACCCAGGAAGAAGAUGGAGGAUGAGCGUCUACUCAGCACUUCCAACAUUCUCAUCACAUGUUGGCAAAGGUUGACAACAUGUUUGUGUACGAUUGUGUUCCUUUUUUCCACACAACAUCGCACUUCAAACACUUCAGUACAUCGUAGAGGCCACCAUAAAUGCAAACUCACAACACAACUUUACAUCACAACACAACAACUUUGCGCCACAACACAACAACUUUACGUCACAACACAACAACUUUAUGUCACAACACAACAACUUUACAUCACAACACAACUUUACACCACAACACAACAACUUUACGUCAAAACACAACAACUUUACAACACAACAACUUUACAUCACAACACAACACCUUAACGUCACAACACAACUUUACACCACACCACAACAUAACAACUUUACACCACAACACAACAACUUUACACCACAACACAACAACUUUACGUCACAACACCACAAAUUUACGUCACAACACAACAACUUUACACCACAACACAACAACUUUGCAUCACAACACUUUACAUCAAAACACCACAACUUUACGUCACAACACAACAACUUUACGUAACAACACAACAACUUUACAUCACAACACAACUUUACGUCCCAACACAACAACUUUACGUCCCAACACAACAACUUUACACCACAACACAACGACUUUACACCACAACACAACGACUUUACAUCACAACACAACAAAUGAACGUCACAACACAACUUUACACCACAACACAAUAACUUUACACCACAACACAACAACUUUACAUCACAACACAACAACUUUACAUCACAACACAACUUUACAUCACAACACAACAACUUUACGUCACAACACAACAACUUUACGUCACAACACAACAACCUUACAUCACAACACAACUACUUUACGUCACAACACAACAACUUUACGUAACAACACAACAACUUUACGUCACAACACAACAACUUUACAUCACAACACAACUUUAUGUCAAAACACAACUUUAGGUCACAACAACUUUACAUCACAACAUAACGUUAGAUUACAACACAACGACUUUACAUCACAACACAACUUUACGUACCAACACAACAACUUUGCAUCACAACACAACUUUACGUCACAACACAACAACCUUAUGUCACAACACAACAACUUUACAUGACAACAUAUCAUUAGGUCACAACACAACAAAUUUACAUCACAACACAACAACUUUACAUCACAACACAACAACUUUACAUUACAAUACAACUUUAGGUCACAACACAACAACUUUACAUGACAACAUAACAUUAGGUCACAACACAACACAUUUACAUCCCAACACAACACCUUUACAUUACAACACAACUUUAGGUCACAACACUACAACUUUACAUGACAACAUAACAUUAGAUCACAACACAACACAUUUACACCACAACACAACAACUUUACGUCACAACACAACUUUACAUCACAACACAACUUUACAUCACAACACAACAACUUCACAUCACAACACAACAACUUUACAUGACAACACAACACCUUAACGUCACAACACAACUUUACAUCACAACACAACUUUACAUCACAACACAACAACUUUACAUUACAACACAACUUUAGGUCACAACACAACAACUUUACAUGACAACAUAACAUUAGGUCACAACACAACACAUUUACAUCACAACACAACAACUUUACAUCACAACACAAC
Messenger RNA from Entelurus aequoreus (snake pipefish), 4848 nucleotides. RefSeq names its product serine-rich adhesin for platelets-like. The coding region runs from base 148 to 3174 and encodes 1008 amino acids. The transcript has 8 exons. Lineage: Eukaryota; Metazoa; Chordata; Actinopteri; Syngnathiformes; Syngnathidae. The record is from RefSeq and is a predicted model, not a curated record.